Molecule: messenger RNA, 1940 nt
Organism: Morone saxatilis (striped sea-bass)
Lineage: Eukaryota; Metazoa; Chordata; Actinopteri; Moronidae
Product: prostaglandin D2 receptor 2
Exons: 2
Coding region: 63-1409 (448 amino acids)
Biological process (GO): positive regulation of cytosolic calcium ion concentration; inflammatory response; complement receptor mediated signaling pathway
Cellular component (GO): plasma membrane
Molecular function (GO): complement receptor activity; G protein-coupled receptor activity
Source: RefSeq, a predicted model, not a curated record
UUGAAAGAAAGAUUGUGACUUUCUCUCUUCCGUGUGAAAGUAAGCCAACGUCUAGAGCACUGAUGUCAAACACCACCUUUGCCUCUGAUGCCUCAGAGGAAGAGUUCUGUCCCUUGCUACAGAUCAUGAGGAACCACAACCUCAACAACAACACAAACGCCAAUUUGGUGGUGGUUUGCAUUCAUGGUCUGGUAUCCUGCCUGGGGAUAAUGGAGAAUGCCCUAAUUUUGUGGGUGGUUGGCUUCCGCCUUCAGCGCCGCACUGUGGCCUCUGUCUGGGUGCUCAACCUAGCCAUGUCAGACUUCCUGACAACUCUGACGCUGCCCCUCUUCACGAUCUACCUUGGCUCCUCACAUAGUUGGGAACUUGGCAGCCCACUUUGCAAAACACAGGCUUCCAUCUUCUUCUUAAACAUGUUUGUGUCAGCCUUCCUGCUGGCAGCCAUUUCACUAGACCGCUGCCUUCUGGUGGCCAAGCCAGUGUGGAGUCAGAAUCAUCGGUCAGUGGCAGGAGCAUGGAAGGUGUCUAUAUUGGGUUGGCUGUGGGCAGCAAUUAAUACAUUACCUUACUUUGUGUUCCGCUCAGUGACUGUGAAAGAGGAUGGGAGGAAACUGUGCUAUCACAAUUUUGCAAUGUAUUCAACCAAUCUGGAGAGAGAUUGUGAAGUGAGGCAGGCAGCAACAGCCAUCUCCAAGUUGCUGCUAGCAUUUCUCUUCCCCCUGGUGGUGAUUGCGGGGAGCUACAUCCAAAUUGGUCUCAGCCUGAGGAAAAGGAGCAGGAGGAGAACGCAGAGUACCAACAGGCUCACUGAUGCACUCGUUGUGUCAAACAAAGAUGGAGCAUCAGGAAUUACAAAAAGUACUACAAUCACAAAAAACACAAAUAUCUUUCUCAAGCCUCUGGCCUCUGGUCCAUCUUUAUCCCUGACACCUACUACCCUUUCCCCUACUACCGCUAAUCAGACCAAUCACAGUCAGCUAUCCAGGGGCUUCACCAAGAUGGUGUCAUUUGUGAUUGCAGCAUUUGCACUGUGCUGGGCUCCCUAUCACAUUUUCUGCAUAAUCGAAGUGACAGCGCAGUACUGGAGGAAAAAUCUCAACCUGGUGGAGGUGGGGCUGCCCAUAGCCACAACCUUUGCAUUCUUGAAUCCAGUGUUGAACCCCAUUUUGUACGCCUUCAGCUGCCCAAACUUCUGUGUGAGGAUACGACAAAGUCUGGGAGCAGUGUUUGAUGGUUUGGUAGAGGAAGGAGGGGGGUUACUGAUGGUGCCAGGGAGAAGUUUAAGAGCACAUAUUAGGCGGAAGAGCAGUCGAGAUAUCAGCCUUGGAAUGCCAGGGUCACCAAAGGGUUUGUGUUCAGCCUCGUUCCAAAGACAAGAAUCAAAAUCAGAGGCGGAACGUAGCAGCUAGAUGUUUUUGGAUUUUUGACUUUAUGUUUGAAUUAGUGGAAUGCUUGAUUGAUUUUUAAUCAUGUCAGAUAUGCCUUAAUCUACAUGUAUGACUAAUUCACUCAUGACCUAUUGCAGUAAAACUAUGGCCACCACAUAAAGCAUGGGGAACAGGAAUUGGUAAUAUAGUUCCAUAAAGUAUUUUUAGCCAUGCUAGUGGCAUGGCUCAAGGAGGGAAGUGCCAAUAUGUCGAUAGGUCCGUCCACCACUUUACCACAAUUAUAGGAUGAAUUGCCAUAACAUUUGUUACAGACAUUUUUGACACCUAGAGGGUGUAUGUUACUGACUUUCUAUAAUCCCUUGACUUUUCUUUUAGUGCCACCAUGGAGUUAUCGUUCUUGUUUUUUAUUGAAAUAUCUUUUAAACCAUUACAUGGAUUGCUGUGAAAUUUGGUGGAGACAUUUAUGUUCCCCAGAGUAUUUUGUAACUGUAAUAAUCUUCUUACAUCAUCUAGUGCUACCAUCAGGUCAAUAUAACAUUUUGGCUAAUAUUU